AUGAAAACAUCUCGUUCAGCUAUAUUAUAUCACUGGAAUAACGGCGAACGAUCUCCUGAAACAAUUGCUCGUAUGACAAAGAUUCCACUUCAAACUAUUAAAUAUAAUAUUGCCAAGAUCAAAGAACAAGGUACAAUCGAGGACAUAUUGCGUUCUGAUCGACCUUGUAAAAUGACAGCUAAUGGUAACCUAGCGCUGGGCCAAUGGAUUCGACGGAAUAAUGAGAUAACGUCACAAGAAUUAGCAGAAAAACUACUUCGUGACCCAGAUCUGAACGUAUCCCGAUGGACCGUGCGACGUCAGCUCCAACGACUUAGCUAUAAAAGUACUUUGCCUGAAGGUGCACCAAUGUUGACUUCAGAACAAAAGGAUGCACGUGUUCAAUGA
This is a messenger RNA of Adineta ricciae, 387 nucleotides long. Lineage: Eukaryota; Metazoa; Rotifera; Eurotatoria; Adinetida; Adinetidae. The record is from the annotation of a GenBank genome assembly.